AUUUUUUGGCUAAGGCAGUAAUUAUGAAUAAAAGAGGAGGAGUAUAAUUCCCAAAAUGUGGAGGCAGAAAUGGAAAGAUUUGGCAACAAAUUGCCAAUGUGCAGUGUGAGGGUAAAGAGUGGAAAGUCUCACUAAGUUUCAGUAGCUUAGAUUGCCUGGAAUGAGAUAAUUUCAGUUUCAACCCCUCUUUCAGCCAACAAUCCUGUUUCUGAGCUUGAGUCAACAUUUAUCAUAUUUUGUUUAGCUCCAAGCAAUUUCCUCCAUACUUAGACUUCUCUCUUCAUCCCUAUUCCAAUCCUUUUUCUUAUUUGUUAUAUAUAUGGUUUUUUUCCCCCCCUGCUGUAAACUCUUUUGCUUUCUUGGGGGAAAUUCAUAAGACCCUCACUGGGCCCAUUCCCUUUAUCAUUGUCUGUGACUUGUAAGAAUUUUUUAAAAUAAGUUGCUCUUCUCCCUUUCCCUCCUCAAUAAAUAUUGUCAAAGACAUAUACAACAUUUUGAACUUCCUAGUUUUUAAGUUUUUCUUUCCUUUCUUUAGUAAUUAUUUUCUAGCUUCUACCUCAUUUGAUCAUCUUGUUCUCAAACCAAUCUCUGUUUGCCCUUGUUGGAUACUCAUUAAGCUUUUUGGUUAACCAGCUUCAGUUAUUUUCUUUGUUUUUUCUUUUUUUCUGUUUUGUUUUUAGUUAUUUUCCUUGUAAUGGAAUAUUGACUUGUUCUUUCCAUGGAUCAUAAUGGAGUGGUUAGAUGUUAAUUCAUCAGUCUAGAAUCCAUCUGGUUAGGCGUCCAUGGAUGAGGCCCGUCCAAAAUACUUAAAUUGUAUUGCAAUCAGCUGUUUCUUCCUAGCUGCCAAGACCAUUGAGGAGGAUGAGAGAAUUCCAGGCCUGAAGGUAUUGGCCAGAGAUAGUUUCUGUGGCUGUUCUUCCUCUGAAAUUCUGAGAAUGGAAAGAAUCAUUCUGGAUAAGCUGAAUUGGGACCUUCAUACGGCUACCCCAUUGGAUUUCCUUCACAUUUUCCAUGCAAUUGCAAUGUCAACCAGGCCCCAGUUAUUGUUUGGCUUGCCUAAACUAAGCCCGUCUCAGCACAUGGCUGUCCUUACAAAGCAACUCCUCCAGUGUAUGGCCUGCAGCCAGCUUCUGCCAUUCAAGGGGUCCAUGUUAGCGCUGGCCAUGGUCAGUUUGGAGAUGGAGAAGCUCAUUCCUGAUUGGCUGGCUCUUACAAUUGAGCUGCUUCAGAAGGCACAGAUGGACAGUGGCCAGCUGAUCCACUGUCGGGAGCUUGUGGCCCAUCAGCUUUCUGUCCUCCAGUCUUCCCUGCCUCUCAAUCCUGUCUAUGUCUACCACCCUCUCAAGCACAGCCUGGCAACCUGCGAACGAGGAGUGUGCAGAUCACACCCCUCCUCUGCUCCAGGCCCAGAUCUCUCCAAGGACAACAGCAAACCAGAAGUGCCAGUCAGAGGUACAACUGUCUUCUACCAACACCUGCUAGCCACCACUGGAUGCAAGCAUGCCUCUGCUAAACGCAAGGUGGAAGAAAUGGAAGUAGAUGAUUUCUAUGAUGGAAUCAAGCGUCUCUACAAUGAAGAUAAUGUUUCCGAAAACAUGGGUUCUGUGUGCAGCACUGAUUUAUCAAGGCAAGAGGGACAUGCUUCCCCUUGUCCACCUUUGCAGCCUGUUUCUGUCUUAUAGUAACAGUAUGUAUUACCUCUAAGUAAACUUGAGGAAAACUACUCUGGGAAUAGAAACAUGCGAAACCAAGCAAAGAUGUAUAAGGGGCAUACCUUAUCAGGCUGAACUGAAGUGAGCCAGAAAACCUUGUAUUCCUAUGCGGCUAAUUCACCUAUUAUUUAAGCACUUAAAACAUUGAAAAAGUAUAAAAAUUAUAAAAGAUCCAAAAAAAAUCAAAAAAGUAGCAAAGUUUCUUUCUAGUUCCAGUUCUCUGCUGAAAUUUAAUGUAACUUGUCCAUGUCAGCGUUCAUAUUUACUAUUAAAAAAAUUCGAAAUUUAUUAGCCAUAUGGAGCCUAACAAUCUGAUUUCCAUUUCUUCUUGCUUCAGCCUGCUCUUUUCUUUAACUUAGCCUUGUGCAUGUUGUUUUGUGCUUUGACCUCCAGUAGAGAUCACAUCAGAAAAUUGUUUCAUUAAGCUUUUUGGUGUUCAAAGUUGUUUAAAUGUGACAGAUGACCCAGAUUUGAAUUUUACCUAAUCUGAAAAAGGCCCUUCUGUACUGUUGCUCAUGUGCAGGAAGUGCUAGCCAAGGUACACACAAGUGACCGCAUUGAUUAGAAUUUCAAUAUGGAUGUAAAAAAUGUUGGAUCAUUUGGAUCUCUUGACAUUGGAAACUAAAUUAUUGCUUAAAAUUUUUUUAGUCUUUAAAGUGAAGCCUAAAAGUAAAAUGUGAUUAUGGCAAUCUUAAUUUAGAUUUCUAAAAGUCACUUUUGGAAUUUUGGAAUUUGGAAAAGUCUGUGAUAAAGUUAUUAAUAUUUUGGGGGUGCCUCAGAUAAACUGCUAUUUUGUAACCAAUCAUACUUUUCACUUGAUUAUAAUCAGUAAGAGAUACUGCUUGUCUAGAUGUUGGAGCAGUUGUGCGAUUUUGAAUCUUGAAUGUGUUUAUUAUCAACUUUAGUACCUAAAGUUUUGAUGUUUUAACUAAAAAAAAAAUUCUGAUAGCUUUUUCCCUUCUUAUGUAUUAUCUCUUAAUGACCCCUUCUGGAUCUUGAGCUCUCUCCACAGUCUGAAGAAGGUAUUGCACUCAGAACCAUUGUACUGAUGAAAGCCUUCUGGUAGCAAUAAAAAAGUUGUCCUUGC
This is a messenger RNA of Gracilinanus agilis (Agile Gracile Mouse Opossum), 2799 nucleotides long. It is a transcript of the gene CCNI, whose product is annotated as cyclin I. The transcript is spliced from 5 exons. Lineage: Eukaryota; Metazoa; Chordata; Mammalia; Didelphimorphia; Didelphidae. Gene Ontology annotation, cellular component: nucleus; cyclin-dependent protein kinase holoenzyme complex; cytoplasm. The record is from RefSeq and is a predicted model, not a curated record. Gene Ontology annotation, molecular function: cyclin-dependent protein serine/threonine kinase regulator activity. Bases 783 to 1682 code for a protein of 299 amino acids. Gene Ontology annotation, biological process: mitotic cell cycle phase transition; regulation of cyclin-dependent protein serine/threonine kinase activity.